AUGUCUGAUAUGUUACCUGAGUUGCAUGGAGGUUGCUCCCAACAGGCUUACUUCAUGAAGCAGGCACUAAUGAUGGGAGAGAAGGCCCUCAAGACUGGCGAAACCCCAGUGGGCUGUAUUCUUGUUUAUGACAAUAAGAUUGUUGGUUCUGGAAUGAACGAUACCAAUAAAUCGAUGAAUGGAACAAGGCAUGCAGAGUUUUCUGCUAUUGAGGAGAUGCUGCAGACUUAUCCUAGGUCAGCACUACGUUCAACAGACCUCUAUGUCACUGUUGAACCUUGUGUCAUGUGUGCGUCUGCUUUAAGGCAGUAUCAAAUACAGAAAGUAUAUUUUGGUUGUGGAAAUGAGAGGUUUGGAGGAACAGGUAGCAUCCUAUCACUACAUGCUGAUCCCUCAAUAGAUCCACCGUACCCUGUACAAGGUGGAUUAUUCCAUAAAGAAGCUAUAAUGCUACUUCGUCGCUUUUAUAUACAGGAAAAUGAGAAGGCACCUAAGCCUCGCCCUAAAAAGCACCGUGAAUUGAAGACGGAUUUCGAAAAUGAAGUGUCACUCACCUCCUCUAUACCUUAG
Messenger RNA from Aspergillus sclerotioniger CBS 115572, 570 nucleotides. Its product is annotated as nucleoside deaminase. Gene Ontology annotation, molecular function: tRNA-specific adenosine-34 deaminase activity; zinc ion binding. The record is from RefSeq and is a predicted model, not a curated record. Bases 1 to 570 code for a protein of 189 amino acids. Gene Ontology annotation, biological process: tRNA wobble adenosine to inosine editing. Gene Ontology annotation, cellular component: cytoplasm; nucleus. The transcript has 5 exons. Lineage: Eukaryota; Fungi; Ascomycota; Eurotiomycetes; Eurotiales; Aspergillaceae.